Molecule: messenger RNA, 1212 nt
Organism: Ictalurus punctatus (channel catfish)
Lineage: Eukaryota; Metazoa; Chordata; Actinopteri; Siluriformes; Ictaluridae
Product: olfactory receptor 5AC2-like
Exons: 1
Coding region: 1-945 (314 amino acids)
Biological process (GO): G protein-coupled receptor signaling pathway
Cellular component (GO): membrane
Molecular function (GO): olfactory receptor activity; G protein-coupled receptor activity
Source: RefSeq, a predicted model, not a curated record
AUGCAAAAUGAAACAUUGAGUGUUACCACAUUCAUUUUGGAUGGCUUCCUUGUAAUGGACAAGCAGAAGCAUUUGUUCUUUAUUAUUUUUCUCCUACUCUAUGCUGCAAUUUUUAUACUGAACUCACUUCUGAUUGCCAUUAUCUAUUUUGAAAGAACAUUGCAUAAUCCAAUGUAUAUCUUUAUUUGCAAUCUGUCAUGUAAUGGCAUCUUUGGCAGCACAAGUUUGAUUCCUCAUCUGUUAUAUAAUCUUACUACUGACGGGCAUCAGAUAUCUUUAACAUGUUGUCUCAUACAAAUCUUCUGUUUACACACUUAUAAUAUUAUCGAGUUAUUUAUAUUGGCCUUUAUGAGCUAUGACCGUUAUGUUGCAAUUUGUUACCCACUUCACUAUCAUGUUAUGAUGUCAACAAAAAAGCUUCAGAUAUUUAUAUUUUUUGCAUGGGCUUAUCCAUUUGCUACUUUUCUGGCAUAUGAGUCACUUACAAUACGCUUAACCUUUUGCAGAGAAAUUAUAGAUAAGACUCACUGUGUAAAUUUUGAACUCAUAAGGCAAUCUUGCACAGACAUCACUAUACACAGCAUAAUUGGACUUGUUACCAUGGCUAUUUUCAUGAUUCCACAGGUUUUAAUGAUUUUAUUUUCUUAUGUACAGAUUUUACGUGUUUGCAUAUAUUCUUCUAAAGAAUCUCAAACCAAAGCCAUCCAAACAUGUACCCCUCACCUUCUUGCUAUUUUGAAUUAUUUUGUUGGAAUCUUUUUUGAAAUAAUACAAAGUCGGCUAAAUCCACGUUAUUUGCCAUAUGAUUUCCGGACUUUCAUGUCUUUAUAUUUUAUGAUAUUUCCUCCUCUGCUCAAUCCAAUUAUCUAUGGGAUAAGUGGCCAGGUAAUAAAGAAACAUAUUAAGAAAUUGUUCUGUGUUAAAAACAUGGCUUUAAGAAAUUAAGACAGAGUGAAAACAUUCUCACACACUGUCCUUGGCCUCUGUUUUGUCUUCUAUUUUUCAGCGUGGCCAAAUUUUUGUUUCUCCCCCUGUUUAUAAAUAGGAAUCCAACUAAAAUCUCUUUAAUUGAAUUUCUUUGGCAAUACCAUGUUUAUUAAUCUGAGACACUUCUAAUCUUAAUCUUUCAGACCUUUUUAACAUGCUGUUAUUGAUCUGUGAAAUACUUCAAAUGCACUAGAUCAUCUGUUAAAGCUGUUGGUUUAAUGGAGA